This is a messenger RNA of Astrephomene gubernaculifera, 5339 nucleotides long. Lineage: Eukaryota; Viridiplantae; Chlorophyta; Chlorophyceae; Chlamydomonadales; Astrephomenaceae. The record is from the annotation of a GenBank genome assembly.
CUGCAGUAUGCAGUUUGUAUACAGCGUCUCGGGUUACUUAUUUUGCACACAAAAGUUUCCAAUAAGAUCGCGGUGUGACAAGAAUAAUUUAGUUGGCAGCAUACGGUAGAUGGCAAUGCUUGGCUAGAGAGGUCCAACGCAUCAUUGCUUCCUUGGCAAACAUAGAGAAGUAGACAAUAUAUUAAUCCGAACGUUCCAACAAUGCCAGCAGAAGAGUGCCAACGUGGAAAUGGCCAACCCUACUAGUUAACGCAGGCGCUCUUCUUGUUCCAUCCUUGGGACUAUAGUUAUCUGCCGGUGUACACAUGGUUAUGCAACUCUACUGUCUGGACAACAGCGACGCUGCUUGCCGCUCGGAAGAUUAUCCUUGUGGCAAUCGGCUCGCUUGGCAACUCACCGUCAUCCGCACUAUCAGCAGGUCCUUGCUCGCUCCAAAGCAGGGCCAGGAUAGCCGUGACACAGCUAGCACCGAUGACAUACCUUCUCUUGCGGUCGUGUCUAGCGCUGGACGCCCAGCGCUUUCCGUCGCGCCCACAUCGGAUGCUGCGGCCUUGCUCGGCCUCGACAUCGCUUGCCACAAUGGCGAGCGGUGCCAGUUCCUUGGGUCCUUACGGCUUGCUUUGCUAGCGGCGAAGCGCUCAUCAUCGGCGCGUGUGCUGGCUUUCUUGGCUUCACCGGCCGACCUCCCCCCCGAGCAGUGCCGCCAGCUGAGCGCCUCCUUCGCCUCCGCCCGCGUGCCCCUCGACGUGGUGCUGCUGGCCCCCGCUGAGGAGCUGCCGCAGCAGCAGCUGGCCGCACUGCAGAUGCUCACGGAGACAAAGCGGUACCCACUGCCGGCUGACAGCAGCGGCACCGCUGCCACUGCGACUGCACACUCAGUGCCAGGGCAGCAGCAGCAGCAGCAAGGGCGGCCCGGGCAGCAGCAGAGGUGGGCAGAAGGUGUAGCGGUAGGUCGGCAGUCAGCCGGUGAUGCAGGUAUUGAAGGACAGGAAGAGGUGCAUGGCGGCGGCGGGAGGCAGCAGCAGCAGCAACAACAGCAGCAGCGGCUGUUCCUGUGGCCGCCGCCGUCGCCCUCGCUGGCGCUGUGGCAGCAGCUGGAGCCGCUGCUGGAGGAGUUGCAGCUGGAGGGGGCGGGCAAGGCGGCCGCGCAUGCCGAGUCCGGAGAGGACGAGGGGAGGGACCAGGGGCAAGAGAAGCAGUCGCAUGAGCAGCAUGAGCAGGGUGCACGAACGGCCACACCGAACCGCCUACCUUUCCAAACCUCCCAACCUUCCACCUCGCCCGCUUCUGCCGUACCCCCGGCCAUGUCCACCGGACGGCCGCCGCUGCCACGUCCUCCAAGACACCGUACCAGCGGCACGCCAUCCGCCCUACCGAGCAACCCAACGCGGGGCCCGUCUCAUCGGCCGUUGGGCGGCUUAGGCGGCGCGCCGGUGUCAUCAGGACCCCUGCCCAGCCGCAGCCGAGCGGCCCGAGGCGGCCUUGCCUCAUCAGGCAGCUGCCGUUACGAGUCGCUCGACUCGCUGCAACACCUGUCGCUCGACGGCUUUCUUCGGAGCUGGCUUCCCUCGUACGCCAAUGUAGCACGUGUACUGCAACCGCCGCAGCCCUCAUCGUCUUCAUCCGCUGCGGACGCGCGAAGCGGCAGCGCCAGUGGCGCAUCUGGGUCGGCUUCGGCGACUGGCGGCGGCGCCGCAUUGGGGCCCGGUCGUCUGUGCUACAUCAGCGUGUACCGGCUUCAACUGCCCCGCUGGCAUAGGCUGCUGGAGGUGCAUGCGGGGCGCAUGAACGAAAUGACGCUUCCGCAGGGUUCAACACCGCCGCAGGGUUCAGCACCCCCAACGUCAACCCCGCCGCCGGCGGCGUCCGAACCGCCGCCGGCGUGUAAGAACCCCAAGGAGGACGGUCCAAACAGCGGAACCACAGCUGCAGCAGCUGCCACGACGGAAUUGUCAUCACCGGUGGUGCUACCGCCGCCUUCGCCGCCGGCGCCUUCACGGCCAGUAGUGCCUCGCGCGCCCUGUCCGGUGCAAGUGCAGUUCAGCACACGCUGCAGCAGUGCAGCUGCUGCUGCCUCUGCCACUGCUGCUCCUCCUUCCUCCGACUCACCAUCAUCCUGCCAUUGGGUGUGUCCGGACCUCCGCCGCGGCUGCCUCAGCCUGGUAGCCUCGGUGGAGGACCCAGGGGUGGUGAAGCUGCUGUGGAGCGAGCGGCCGUCCAAGGCGGAGGCUGCCGCGGCGGCGGCGGCGGCUGCGCAGCGGUACGGCAGUAUCUUUGCGGCUGCGGAGGAGGCUGAUGGCGAGGGGGAGGGCGGGGUGGACCCGGCCGCUGCUGAGCUGGAAUUGACGCUGUCGCCCACUCGCACGCAGUUCAGGUUCGUGCCGCAUGCUCGCGGGGGAGGGGUGCUGGAGGUCUCCUCGCCUCGCAGUGUCGUACUGCGACCCGAGCUGCGCAAGACGCCACCACCACCGCCCACACCGCCACCGCCGCACAGCGACCAGGCAGUGGCAGAUCAGGCACAGUGCGGAGCAGCAGCAGCCACAGCCGCAGCAGCGGUGGGAAGCAGCGAGGGGUUAAGAAACGGAGGAGGUGAUGCUAGAGCAGGAGCGACGACGGCGGCAGCUGUGGGGUCGUCUGAUGCGGCGUUGCUGCCUGACAUCCUGCACCCUCGCACUGCCCAGGGGCAGCAACCCUUCGAGCAGCCGCAGAAGCGCUACUUCUUCUGGCUACAGCAGGAGUGGAAGGGGGAGGAGGAGGAAGAGGAGGGGGAGGAACAGGGCAAGGAGGAGGAGGGAGAGGAGGCAGAAGGGGAGGAAGGGCAGGGCGCUAAGGACGGGCGGAGCGAUGGCGGUGAGUGCAGCAGCAGGGCUGCAAAGGAGGCGGGCGCUCCUGGCUCGACCCUGAAGGGACCCGAUGAAGGUAGUUGUGCGUUGGCGGCGGCGGCCACAGCAGGUGCGCUUGCUACAACAGGUGGCAACGGAAACAGCUCCAGCAGUACCACCGGCCUCAACGGCAUCCCCACCGCGGCUCCCCGUCUGGCUGCCAGCUGCCGGCUGCUGGCUGAGCGGCUGCAGGCGCUGCUGGAGUGCCCCCCGGAGUUCGACCCGGGCAGGCACCGGGGCCGCGUGCGCUGCAGCAGCACCCCGCUGCAGCUGGGUCCGCUGCCCUUCGCGCUGGUGGAGGAGAUCAUGCGGGCGAGCGGCCGGGAGCUCAGCGCGGACGGAACCGUCACGCUGGCGCUCCCCACCUCCUCCACUGCCGCCUCCACCUCCGCCAACUCCUCCUACAGGCGCUCGCCUUCGCCAUCGCUGCGCAACUCGGGCUACCGCUCCUUGGCUGCUGCCGGUGCUGCCGGAGGCCAUACGGCAUCCAGAAACGCCAGCGACCGCGACCGCGACCGGGGCCGGUCCUUGCGCAUGCCGCGCUCCAUUCCCAGCGCGUUCAGGAUGAUUACGGAAAACGACGCUGCCGGGGCCAGCGGCAGCGGCGGCGGUGACAACGGGGGUAGUAGCCACCUCCAACUCGACGCUUCCACUAGGAGGCGGUCGGAGGAGGGUGCGGUGGGUGGUGGCGCUGCGGGGGCUACUAGGGACGACGGUGGCGGUGCAGCGCUGACGUCAUCACCCUUAGGCCAUGCGAGGAGUCAGGUGGGACAGCCGUACGGCAGGUCGCACCGGCAUGAGGAUGAGGGGGCGGCUGGUGCGGGGUUUGCGGGAGGCUGCGGCGGCACUCGGCAUGCUGACGGCGACCGCAGCGGCAGCGCUGGGAUGAGUACGGCACCGUUAGCUGCCGCCGUUAGCCCCUCCGUACAAGCGACGGAACGCGCCAAUGGUAGCAGGCGGCCGGAUGUCGUACGUGGAUUUAGCCGUACGACAUACUCGAGGAUAGGCCCUGGUGAGGCUGCGCAAAGAGUACUGCCAUCACAGCAGCAUCAGCAGCCAACGCCGGUUGCCGCCGCCUCCGCCACAGCAGCAGCUCCAUCGUCUGCCGCUACUGCAGUCCUAACUGCUGCUGCUGCCGUCGCAAAGGUUGACUCUCAUCCGCUGCUGGACGAUUCGGACUGGGGCUCCGAAGACAGCGACGACGGGGUUUCGGAGCCCGCAACAAGACGCUCCGAAACCGGCACGGGUGAAGCGGAACCUGCAAGCCCAGAGGAGCCCGGCUCACCUCCGCUGCCGUCGCCACGCGGCGAUUCCGCCUCCCUCGGUGCCGUAGCUAUCGGAAAGGGAGGUUCGGUGCCUACGGCUUCUGGUUCCGGUUCAGGUGCCUCCCGGGCCGUUGCCGGCGGGGGUGCUGCCCCGGAAGCCGCGGCGGCGGCGGCAGCAGCCGCGGCGGCGGCGACGCUGGCGGCCGCGGCUGUUGUGGAUGCGGAGGCCGCAGGCGGAGGGUCGCGUACGGCAGAUGACUCAACCUCGCUAAUGUUCGAACUUGAUUAAUUUGGUUGAAGAACAUGGGGGAAACUCUUGUACAACUCUAAUGGGAGCUUAGGAGCAGCUGCCGGCUGUGUAUUGGUCAGCGGUUGGUAGUUAGCUCUGCAAGCCUGACGGACAAUGCCGGCUGUAUUCGUGACAUAUCCUGACGUAGUUGGGGCCAUGACGGCGCGCAGGUGGUUCAAGAGGAGAACUCCUUAGUGUGCGGGGUUGGAAAUUGAAGAACGAAAGGGACGUUGUCUGUAUGGGUUGUUGUGCUGUGACAUGCGGAAAGGCAAUCUAGCUAAGUGGUUGUGGGCCAGCAAAUAUAUAGCUACCGCACAGUCUGUUGUUUUAAGUUGAGAAGUCGUGUAGAAGAGUACCGUACGCUUCCUGUGUUGUACUACCAUUGAGCGCAGGAUGUUGUCAGCCAACUUGCCCAUAGAGGGCCUAGCCGUGGCGUGUUGCUUGUGGUUCAGGAAUGUUGCCACUACCCUCACAGUUUUUGGAAUGCACGAGACGAGCUAAUCCAAGGAGCGGAACCCAUUGCAUUUCCCGCUGCGGUUAUCCUGGUUUCCUGCAGCCGCGUGUAGCGGUGUGCGCGCACUGCAGGAGGCAUGCUGCAUGCAGGCGGCGUGUCCUGGAAAAUUGAAGCAGCUGUGGCUUUAUGCAGGGCUGUAAGACUUGCGGAUGUGUUUUAGGAAGGGUCGGUGCGUAGGGUCUUUCAUGGAAUGAGUGUGGAAGGUACCCAAGCCAUUACAGGACCUUCUUGUUGCCUCGCAUACGCUUCUUGCUCGUGUAGAUCUUGUUUCCUUGCUGCAGGUUGCAGUUGGGUAUUGCGCACGCGGCAUGUGGUCUGAUGAACUCUUGUUCUGUCUGGAGUGACAACUGUGUGGGUGGACGGGUGGGGGGGGGUGUUGUUAAAGUAAG